Molecule: messenger RNA, 1554 nt
Organism: Sclerotinia trifoliorum
Lineage: Eukaryota; Fungi; Ascomycota; Leotiomycetes; Helotiales; Sclerotiniaceae
Source: the annotation of a GenBank genome assembly
AGAAUUCAUGAUAUCUUAUGAUCAGUCUUCCACUCAUAUUCUUGCUGGUUUGGAUAUGAAUGAGGAGCUGAAGGGUAUACCAUUUAAAAUCAUAAAUUCAAAUUAUUCCAGGAUAGCUUCAUUGAUACCUACACUAAAAUAGAUGGACGUAGUAUUUACUAUAGCAACCUUCCGAUCACUUUUAAAACUGUAGCUGCCUUGGUAGGUAGAGAUUUACCUAAGUCGCCCCCCCGAAUUAGGAAAGAACGUUCAUACACCGUGAGCUAGACGGGUUAGUACAUAGUUUAGUGCCAUUAGUGAAUUGACGGAUUAUGGCGAUGUGGAAACUACGACGCACUUGUUUUUUUUUCGAGGGUAUAUAUGAGGGACUUUUUCCCCCGUAGAUUCUGUUUUACAUUUUUCUUUUCAUACAUUCUCUCUUGCAUAUCUCCCAUAUCCUCUCCCACAACUCCCUCUCACAAGUUCUUUCUUACGUGUUCUUUUAUUGACGAACAACUAGAGAUACUACAAUGGUCGAAAUCAUGGCUACCUCUCACCGAAAUACAGUAGUAAUUCGAACAAACAAGCAGAGAACGAUAAGAAGAAAAAGGAGAAUAUAUCAGGCUCCGGCCUUGAAUGGCCCAAGGAUGUGGAGAUGUUGCGAAAUGCUCUAAAGGAGAUGAAUGAGGAGGAAGAGCAGAUAGCAUUGGAUACACCUCCAGAUACACCAAUAUCCGAAAUAUAUUGUCGUAAACGAGCGUGGCACAGAAGAAAAACUCUAUACUUGGAUAUGAUCGGCGAAGCGUUCUCGAAACACCAUCGACAAGCCAACCCUACCAACCCUGCCAACCACGAGAACGAAAAUGUGUUAGGGGCAGCGGGGAGAGCCCAUGUUGAGCUGGUAUUACAGCUUUAUGUCAAGGCAAAGAGAUCUAGCAAAGAGCAAUCGGGCUUUAGAGACAAUCUGAUGGACUAUUAUGGAGUGACACGUACCAGAGAUGGUAUCAAAGAGUGCCGGUGCGUUGUCAGCCACUCGUGGGGUGUUCCAAAGCGACGUACUGCCGCGCAUAUAAUGCCUGUCAGAUUAAGACAAUUGCCAAUGAAGCAAAUUUUUGGAGAAGAGGCGGCUGAAGAGCUAUUUUCCGUUAAAAACGGAUUGAUGUUAGAAAACCAAUUGAAACACAUUUCGACAAUUACCAGCUGGCAAUUGUCCCGUGUUUGUCCGAUGAAGGUGCGUGGGAGCUAAGAGUGAUGGAUAAGCACUUGCUCAAUCAACCACAUUUUGGCACGGGUGGGAAAUUUAAAUCUCUUCAUGGCCAAAAAUUGGCAUUUUUGAAUACAAAUCGCCCAAGAAAACGAUACCUCUAUUAUCACUGGUUGGUAUGUAUCGCUGUUGCGACAGGGAAGAAAAUGAAUCUGAAAAGGAUUGAGGAGGAAAAGGCAAGAUUUACCCAGCAUUGGGGCACGCCUGGACGUUAUUUGAGAGAAGAGAUGAUAGCAGCAAUGAUGAGCUAUGCAGGCCAUCGGUCACCAACCGGGAAGCUUGUUUUGGGAAAGAAAGGGGGUAGGAAUGAG